This is a messenger RNA of Rubroshorea leprosula, 1590 nucleotides long. The record is from the annotation of a GenBank genome assembly. Lineage: Eukaryota; Viridiplantae; Streptophyta; Magnoliopsida; Malvales; Dipterocarpaceae.
AUCUCCGAUUCUGAUAUGAGAAAGAAAGAAGCAGGAGACGAACCUAAAUCCCUCUGAAAUUUCAGCUAGAUUCCUGGAAAAUAUACCGGAAGGAAAGUCACUGUUCAUCUCUUAUGCGGCUUGCGAUCGAUUUGGUAGAUUCAGCUUGAAUUCGAGUAGGUUAUCGGAUGAAUAAUCCGAAUUUUAUUGCGUUAUGUGGUUUACUGUUAGAUUAGUAUUCUUUUCCUGUAUCUAAAUGAAUGUUUUUGAUGAAUUUUUAAGUUAAUAAUAAUUGAUUUUUCAGGUGAAAUCGGUUUGCUCUUCGUACUUAGCUUUUGGUGAAGAUUUAUGUUUGAUCAGUUUCCUUUUGCUGUUGUUCGUGCGUUGAGUUUGAUGUUCAUUGGCUGAUAUUUUGCAAUUAUUGCUGUAGUGUUUUUGUAUAGUUAUAUUUGCAACUUAUUGAACAGUAUUGCUUUAUUAUGCAGGAAAAACUUUUGAGAUUGUAGUGUUCUUUGAGUGAAAUAUAUAUAAAGUGUGAAGUUUGAGGUGUUAGCAAUGCCUCGGGACUUGUCACGAUCACAAUCACGCUCGCCUUCAUAUAGGAGAAGGCGUUCGCCAUCUCCAGUAGGGCAUAGGUAUAGCAGGAGGAGCCGAAGCCGAAGGGAUAGAAGCAGAUCGCCAUAUUCAUCUUAUUCUUAUAGCAGAAGGAAGAGUCGUUCUGUUACUCCACGGCGUCGCAAAAGUCGUUCUCCAUCCGUAAGACGUCGUAAAAGUCGUUCUCCAACUCCGAGGCGUUAUAAGAGGCAAAGAAGUAGGAGUUCUUCAUUGACUCCUAUUCAUAAAUCCUCUAGUCCAAGUCUUGGAUCAAUAGAGCAGAAAAACGCUGCAGAAAAAUUGAAAAAAGAAGAAGAGAAGAGAAGGUAUAUCUAUUUAGUACUGUACUUUUCCUUUUCACCUUUCUUCUAGGUCACCUCUUUGUCUUAAGCUUUUCUUUCUUUCUCCUUUUCUGUUCCACGUUUCCAAUAACAAUAUAUUGGAGCAUUCAGGAAGGGAAAUUUUAGAAGUUUUCUGCUUUUCCUUAUGAUAAUGUGAUAGACUGCUGCAUUUUUAGUUUCAAACUGUAGUAUUUCUGCAUUAUCAUUUGAACAUGAUUAUGAAUAACUGAACUGAUUAGAUGUUAAGUUUUUCUUGCAUUGCUGCAGAAUUUAUAUUGGAAUUUAAAAGUUGGUUUAUUGAGUUGAAAUUCCUAAAUGAGAUAUUAGAAUAUGAUAUUGUAAGAGCAGCCACAUGGGCAAUAGUUAUCAGUCUCUCAUGAGGGGGGCAAAAUUAAGUUUGAAAAACUAUGUUUUAACUUCAAAUUUUUUGUAUGGCAUUAAUCAUUUCAAAGGAUCUGUUGUGGCCACUUAGCGUUAUCUGUCAGAUUUGCAUUAGUGGGUGCUGAUACAGUGUGGAAAACGUGAAUUUAUGAUGUUAAGCUUUUCCUAGGAUGCACCUGCCCUCAGCUAACAUCUAUAACUCAGCCAAUCUGUGCGAGUGGCAGCCCUUGUGCUCCCUUUGCUUACUCUUGUUUUUCUUCGUGUAUAUGCUCAUCAUUAAAUUAAUGAAUUAGUU